Messenger RNA from Clonostachys byssicola, 801 nucleotides. NCBI's taxonomy places the organism in Eukaryota, Fungi, Ascomycota, Sordariomycetes, Hypocreales, Bionectriaceae. The record is from the annotation of a GenBank genome assembly.
AUGGCCUACAACUCUUUGCGCGGGCCUUUCAAGGAAGCCGGUCGAGAUGUCUACAACUGGGCGGAGCGAUGCCAAGAACUGAAUCUCAUGAAGGUAGUGAUGGCUGAGGGCGAGGGAACUUACGAUGACAUCCUAGCUGAUGUCAAUUCCUUGUACCAUAGCGAGCAGCCGUCCCCAGACGAGCAUCCAGGGAGGAAGGAUGCAUUCUGUCUUCCUCGAGCGCCAUAUGAGCAUAUCCACAACCCGGAUACUUCUCAAUCUCAUGGUACUCCAGCCGCCGAUCCCGUUCUUGCGCACAGCCCAGGAGCUGUACAGUACCAAGUCCCACAAAUCGGACAUGAGAACUUGUGCGUGGACUCUGAAAAAUGGGGGUAUUCGGAUCAGGGAGAUGGGGAUAUCGAAGGCAUUGCUCUUCCAGAAGAAGAUGAGUUCGUCAUCUCUGAUGACGAGGGUCACCCAGACGACGGCCGCAUUUCACCCUGCACGUUCCGACUGUUUACUCUGAACUGCCUCCGACGACGUGAUACACACCAGAUCAUUGACCAGGUUCUGCAGAACUAUCGGCUUAGAGAUCUACGCCUCGAGACCACUGGACCCCUCGGGACGGAACAUCAGGCCCCAAGGUUUCCGGCCCAGUACCAUCGGUUUUCUUCCGGCUCUGGUUACGCUUGUGAUGAUGAAGAUGGAGAUGAGGAUGUGCAGGGGGUAAACUUGGUCCACAUGGCCAAGAUCGUCACCAUCGAGCAUUGGGUUUUUACAGGACACUGGCCCAAAUUUUCCGACGACGUGUCUUAUGUUUAA